UGUCUGGUAGGGGUAGUGGAUGUGGGAGUGUCUGGUAAGGGUAGAGGCCGUGGGAGUGUCUGGUACGGCUAGUGGACGUGGGAGUGUCUGGAGGUGGUGAGGAUCUAGCGAUGCUCCAGAGACACUGUGAGACUGUUGGAUAACUGUCAGUUUUGACAGCGCGUUGGCAACGGUGAUACAUGGAGAUGAAACACAGGAGAACUAUGAGGCAACGCUAUGCUCUAAAACAUGGGAUACUGAAGGAGUUCCUGGCGGAGUUCCUGGGGACUUUUAUCUUGGUUUUGUUUGGCGUUGGAUCUGUUGCUCAGACGGUCCUGAGUCGUAAUGCCAUGGGGGAGACUCUCACCAUCCAUAUAGGCUUCUCUGUAGGACUGAUGAUGGCAGUGUACGUGGCCGGAGGAGUGUCAGGAGCCCAUGUGAACCCUGCUGUCUCCUUGGCCAUGGUGAUCCUGGGAAAACUCAAGUUCUAUAAAUUCCCUGUCUAUGUCAUCGCUCAGUUCCUUGGUGCUUUCUCUGGAGCUGCUGCAGUGUUUGGGCUGUAUUAUGAUGCGUUCAUGGACUUCACCAAUGGGAUUUUAUCAGUGACUGGUAUUAAUGCCACCGGUCACAUCUUUGCCUCUUACCCUGCCAGGUCGCUAACCAUCCUCGGAGGCAUCAUAGACCAGGCAGCGGGAACAGGCAUGCUGGUGUUGUGUAUCCUGGCCAUCAGCGAUGGGAAGAACAUCGGCGCCCCUAGAGGCAUGGAGCCACUGUGCAUCGGCCUGAUCAUCAUGGCUAUCGGAGUGUCCAUGGGGCUGAACUGUGGGUACCCCCUCAACCCUGCCAGGGACCUGGGGCCACGACUCUUUACUGCUGUAGCAGGCUGGGGUUGGGAGGUGUUCAGCACUUCAGACUACUGGUGGUGGGUCCCGGUGGCGGGGCCGAUGAUAGGGGGCGUGGUCGGGGCUCUGGUCUACUUCCUGUUCAUCGAGAUGCAUCACAAACAGCCUGAGAAACCCCACGAGGAGGAAGAGGAGGAGGACGAAGAGGAGGAAGAAGAUCUGGAGGAGGACAGCAGUCUUAAGGACAAAUAUGAGAUGAUUACCAUGAGUUAAAGAGUCAGAGAGAUUCAUUCACUUGUCAAGGACUUUAAAAGAAAAUGUCUGUCUGUCUGGUUCAGAUCAAUGUUACUGUAAAGUCAAUCAGGAGAGGAAUGUCAUGUUGGGAGCCAAAUACACACACACACACACACACACACACACACACACACACACACACACACACACACACACACACACACA
This is a messenger RNA of Oncorhynchus tshawytscha (Chinook salmon), 1280 nucleotides long. Its product is annotated as aquaporin-9-like. Gene Ontology annotation, biological process: glycerol transmembrane transport; water transport. Lineage: Eukaryota; Metazoa; Chordata; Actinopteri; Salmoniformes; Salmonidae. The transcript is spliced from 6 exons. Gene Ontology annotation, cellular component: basolateral plasma membrane; plasma membrane. The record is from RefSeq and is a predicted model, not a curated record. The coding region runs from base 180 to 1094 and encodes 304 amino acids. Gene Ontology annotation, molecular function: water channel activity; glycerol channel activity; urea transmembrane transporter activity.